GACGGGAGUGCGUAGGGCGGAAGUUUGAACAGCAGGAGGCUAACGUCAGGAUAUCGCGCUAUAGCCGUUUUUGGCUCCUCUAAAAUGGACAUAUUUGUCCUGAAGUGUUUUUUCCUGCUGGUCCUUCACACGUCGGCGUAUCCUGCUGCCGCGCGGAGAGAGAGGAAAAAUGUCCUUUUCAUCAUGGCAGAUGAUUUGCGGACAUCUCUGGGGUGCUAUGGGGAUCCGGUGGCUAAAUCGCCCAACAUUGACCAGCUGGCAUCCAGAGGCCAAGUCUUUGUCAAUGCCUUUGCGCAGCAAGCUGUGUGCGGUCCCAGUCGGGUAUCCAUGUUAACCAGUCGCAGACCAGACACAACCAGGCUCUAUGACUUCAACUCCUACUGGAGAGUCCAUUCUGGAAACUACACGACCCUGCCACAGUACUUUAAAUCUCAAGGGUACUUCACUAUGUCUGUGGGCAAGGUGUUUCACCCAGGCAUUGCCUCCAACAAUACUGACGACUAUCCUUACAGCUGGUCCAUCCCAGCCUAUCACCCACCUUCAUUCACAUAUGAGAAAAAAAAGAUGUGUAAAGGGGAGGAUGGGAAACUCCACGUCAACUUGCUAUGUGCUGUGAAUGUGACCGAGCAGCCUGGGGGAACCCUCCCUGACCUGGAGAGCACAGAGGAGGCGGUGAGGUUACUGAAGAGUCGAGUCAACGAUGACGAUCCUUUCUUCUUGGCUGUGGGUUUUCAUAAGCCGCAUAUACCUUUUAGGAUUCCACAGGAAUACCUGACCCUGUAUCCUCUAGACCAAAUGACUCUGGCCUCUGACCCAGAUGUCCCUGAACGCCUUCCCACUGUGGCCUACAACCCCUGGACAGAUGUAAGGAAGCGAGAGGAUGUGCAAAAGCUCAACAUUAGCUUCCCCUACGGACCUAUACCGAAAGACUUCCAGCUGCGUAUCCGUCAGCACUACUAUGCUGCAGUGUCAUAUAUGGAUGCUCAAGUUGGUCGGCUGCUCAGUGCACUGGAAGAGCUGGGGCUGGCAGACAACACUAUGGUGGUGUUCACCUCUGAUCAUGGUUGGUCACUGGGUGAGCAUGGUGAAUGGGCUAAAUACUCGAAUUUUGAUGUCGCAACACGCGUACCUCUGAUCUUCUUUGUUCCUGGUGACAAUGAAGCCGGUACAUCAACCUUCCCGUUUAUAGACGUCUUAAGGGAAUCUGUGCACAGCAUCAAAAGUGGCAAAGUUAGAAGUAGGCUGGUGGAGCUGGUGGAUGUCUUUCCUACUGUGUCCUACCUGGCUGGCCUCAAAGUUCCCGUGCAGUGCCCUGACAUUUCUUUCCAGGUGGAUUUGUGUACUGAAGGAGAAAACCGUGCCUACGCUGCGCCACAAGGGCAAAGCGAGAGGACUCCAGAAGAUGUAGCUUUCAGCCAAUAUCCUCGCCCUGCUGAUGCACCACAGGAGAACUCUGACCUCCCUGACCUCAAAGACAUAAAGAUCAUGGGUUACUCUCUGCGCACCUGGGACUACAGGUACACUCUGUGGCUGGGCUUCAAUCCCAAAACAUUUCAGGUGAAUGUGUCUGACGUCCAUGCUGGGGAGUUGUACAUGUCAGCAGACGACCCCGGUCAGGACAAGAACAUCUUCAAUAACUCUGAUUACAGUGAGAUAAUGAGGAAGACUGCCAGCCUUCCUCAGACUGUUGGUUUGCAGAUGAGAAUGAAGCUGCAGUUCCACUACCUCACAGCGGGGAUGAAAACGAGCAGAGGGAAGCCAUGAGGACGGGAACGAAGCACAACAGAUGGGGACGAGUAAAAAGGGAAGAUGGAUGAGUGAAAGGGAAAAAAGGCUUGAACAUGAAUCGUAUUAUGUGCUGUCCAUGUAAUUUGUGUGCACUUGGUUCUUCAGGCUGAUGUUUGUGCUUGAGAACUCAUUGGUAGGCAGAUCUCAUGCUUUGACUUAGAGUGGAGUCCAUGCUUAGCAGAAUAGUUUGACACUAACAAAAGGAAACGCGCCUGUUUGCUGAAACUUGUAAUUCAUACAUGAUAUGAAUGCAGAUACUUUAUUUUAACCAAGCUCACCAUAUUUGUGUUACCAGUUAACCCCAGAGCUGGCUUGGUUAGUAAGGUGCAUCCUUACAUGAUUCACUGACACAUGUGUGGUUGGAGGAAAACUGGGCUUAGAACAAAAUGUACUCAGUGGAGAAAUGAACAUUUGACUCAAAGCUGCAGUUUGAAGCCUUAAUGAAAUGUCAUCGUGUGAGUCACGUUAGGAUUGAACCACCAUACUGUGGGCAGAAGCAGGGACACCGGUUACCAAACCUUUUUUCUUUUUGGUAUCAGCGUGUGAACAUGUUUUUUUUUUUUCUUAUUUAAAGUUGGGCAUUUUAACACGGGAAUCUGUGGGAACAGACGCAACCUUUGGAGCCGGCCACAAGUGCAGUUUUGGUAUUUGCUUGUUUGCGUCAUUUUCCCUCCCAUACAGCUGUGUAGAGGAAGUGUAACCUUUGGAGCUCGAGCUGACUUAUAGUCACCAUACUAAGAGUGUCCCGGUUAUUCAAUCCAACUUUAUUUUCCCUGAAAAAAACAAAAGCAAAACCAUCAUUCCUUUAACACAUCCCAUUAAACCCACAGGUGUCUGUGCAGCUGGACCACUGACGGGUUUCUGUGGAAAUCUCCACCUCAGACUAGAUAAACGUGGCAUCUAGAAGUCUUUUCAUUUAAAGGAAUAUUGAGGAAACUUGCAGAACUCCUUUUAAUUAAUGUUGACACCCAUGUUUGUCUUCAGUGUACUGGUAAACUGCUUUAAGGGGAAGUCUCUCAGAAUAGCAGCCGAUAGGGACUUUUGUACUGUAGUGUUAAACAAUAUGACAUUUCUAUUUGCACUUGAUGUUACUUGCAGCUAUUUGCCCCCCCCCCCCUCGUAAACAGUCAGUUCAGAUCAGUUCAGAGACCUGGAAUGAAGGGAGUAAAAGCCACCCAUAAUUAAAUGCAAAUGAAACAGACUGUAGCUACAUUUACUGUGGUUCCAGUGCGUGAACAGUCGGUGCCGUGAUAAUUUAGAAGAAAGCAAUUUCAGCUUGAACUUCAGGUCCAACAAUGAAUGGAAGGGAUUUGCUCUGUCAACUUGUAUUGUUGGCUGCACCGGCGUCAUGUUAAUGAGAUCUAAAUGAAUCUUUUAUCAUCAGCUGGCUUCUGACAGGAGUGAGGAUGUGGAAGAAAUCUUAAGGUGGUUGCAGAGGUUCGUCUGUCCUGGUUUCCUGUGUGCUGUAACACGCCAAAUCUCAGGAACAGUAAUAAUCUGUCAGUCAGUGCAGACUCUCAUUUGCAUUAGAGCAUCCUGAAGAGUUCUUUCUGACGGGGGGGGGGGCACAGAAUUAACCAUAUUUCAGGUUUUGCAAGAACACACUGUGUGUGUGUGUGUGUGUGUGUGUGUGUGUGUAUUUGUCUAUUUUGAUUAUUAAAAAUAAGAAUAAAAAAUUGUUGUGCGUGAGCAUUAAAAGUUUGUGAUCACAGCUCCUGUGUGCGUGUUUGUCCUGCAGAAACACUUUGCUGCCUGUCCACGUGCCCCGCUGCUCUGUUGUAAUGCGUUUUGUGUUCACUCACAGCAGAAGUGUAAAGCUGCAGGGUAGUGAAGCAGCUCCUCGGGGACCUCGCCAGUCUAUUCUGUGUGCUCGCUCUCUUUACAGAAUGAAUGCUGCUCUCUGGCACUGGGGUUGUUUUUUUUUUUUGUUUUUUUUUUUUGUUUUGUUUGUUUUUUUGGCUUGAGCUGAACAUCUGCUAAUUUGUGUGUGAUGCCACCGAGUCGAUCUGUCUGCGUGACACAAACGGUUAAAAGCCUUGUAAUUGUGUUUUGAGAUAUCGAGUAAAUUCAGUCCCAGACUUUUUUUUUUUUU
This is a messenger RNA of Pelmatolapia mariae (spotted tilapia), 3880 nucleotides long. RefSeq names its product iduronate 2-sulfatase (gene ids). Gene Ontology annotation, molecular function: iduronate-2-sulfatase activity. Gene Ontology annotation, cellular component: cytoplasm. Lineage: Eukaryota; Metazoa; Chordata; Actinopteri; Cichliformes; Cichlidae. The transcript has 13 exons. The record is from RefSeq and is a predicted model, not a curated record. The coding region runs from base 85 to 1764 and encodes 559 amino acids.